This is a messenger RNA of Bufo gargarizans (Asiatic toad), 4684 nucleotides long. Its product is annotated as potassium voltage-gated channel subfamily A member 7-like. Gene Ontology annotation, biological process: protein homooligomerization; potassium ion transmembrane transport. Gene Ontology annotation, cellular component: membrane; voltage-gated potassium channel complex. The record is from RefSeq and is a predicted model, not a curated record. Lineage: Eukaryota; Metazoa; Chordata; Amphibia; Anura; Bufonidae. Gene Ontology annotation, molecular function: delayed rectifier potassium channel activity; protein binding. The transcript has 2 exons. Bases 453 to 1904 code for a protein of 483 amino acids.
UCAGCUCUGUGAAUCUGUUUACAGCACAGAGUGAAGUGCAGCUAUUGGUAUGAAGCUCUGGAAAGAAGUAUACAGACAGCAAGAGCAAAUGUGACAUAAUGUUAAUCCCCUGAGCCAGGCAGGCAGGAUCACUAAACAGAGAGAUCAGGCUUGUGUGGGAAGGCUGGUGCGUCUCCUCGUUUAAUGGAAGAAAACUCCACUGGAAGUAAAGUUCAUGAAAAAAACUUUGGGAUUUCAAGAACAGUCAUACGGGCAUAAUAUGUAAUCUUAUCCCUCAGAGCUCAGAAAAGAGAACAUUUUUUAAAAUAAAAUACACCAUGUGAAGAAGGGAAAAGAAAAUGUGAAAACUAAAGAAAAGAAGGAUAACAAGCAAAUAAAAAAAAAAACUAAAAAGGCUAUGGAUAUGAUAACUUCACUGGGACUACCUUAAGGACACUGAUAAGCUCUCAGUUAUGGAGAACGGAGAUGAAGUGAUUGGGAGCUCAAACCUCAUGGUGAUCUCCGAAGAGAAGAAGUAUGAACGUUGCCGCCAGAAAGACUGUUGUGAACGAGUGGUUAUCAAUGUGUCCGGGUUGCGGUUUGAGACUCAGAUAAGGACACUCAGUCGGUUCCCUGACACUUUGUUGGGAGACCCAAGGAGACGAAUGCGAUUCUUUGAUCCACUGAGGAAUGAGUAUUUUUUUGACCGGAAUAGGCCAUGUUUUGACUCGAUACUAUACUUUUAUCAGUCAGGGGGUCGACUACGACGGCCUACUAAUGUACCCUUAGAUGUCUUCAUGGAGGAGUUAGUAUUUUACCAGCUUGGAGAUGAUGUGAUCAGGAAAUUUAGGGAAGAUGAAGGGUUUCCUAAAGAUGAAGAGAGACUUCUUCCUGAAUGUGAGUUUCUGAAACAAGUUUGGCUUCUCUUUGAACACCCAGAUAGUUCAUCUGCUGCUCGUAUCAUUGCCAUUAUCUCUGUCAUGGUCAUCCUGAUUUCUAUAGUCAUCUUCUGCUUAGAAACGCUACCUGAAUUCCGGGAUGAAAGGGAUCUGUCCUUACCGGUGCAGCCUCUUCAUCGGAAUAACAUCACCCAACACAUUAGAGAGAAAAGUCCAUUUGAAGAUCCAUUCUUUAUUGUGGAAACAAUAUGUAUCUGUUGGUUCUCUUUUGAACUCUCUGUCCGUUUCAUUGCUUGUCCCAGCAAAGCUGCCUUCUUCAAAGAUAUCAUGAACAUGAUUGACUUUGUAGCUAUAAUACCAUACUUUGUUGCUCUAGGCACAGAACUAGCUCGCCACAGAGGUGUGGGCCAACCAGCUAUGUCAUUGGCCAUUCUCAGGGUAAUCCGUUUGGUGAGAGUCUUCCGUAUCUUCAAGCUGUCCCGACACUCCAAGGGAUUACAGAUAUUGGGACAGACACUGAAAGCAAGUAUGCGAGAACUUGGGCUUCUUAUAUUUUUUCUGUUUAUUGGAGUUAUACUCUUCUCCAGUUCAGUAUACUUUGCAGAAGCAGAUCAUGAAGACACCAAGUUUACCAGUAUCCCUGAAGCAUUCUGGUGGGCUGUAGUAACAAUGACAACAGUGGGCUAUGGAGAUAUGUCUCCUGAGACUGUUGGUGGUAAACUGGUGGGCUCACUCUGUGCUAUUGCUGGUGUGUUGACCAUCUCUCUUCCUGUGCCAGUCAUUGUAUCCAACUUCAGUUAUUUCUAUCAUCGUGAGACAGAGUGCUCAGAUACAGGCCAGUAUAGUCAUGUUGGUUCAUGUCCUAAUGGUCCACCCCAUACUCCAAAAACCGGAGGGAAGGAAAAAAGUCCCAAACUGGAUAAGAAUUUAUAUAGCAAUUCCAACGCAGAAUACCUGGAUGGACUUGGUCCUGUGGAUGGCAAAUGUGCAAACUCUGGACAGUCACAUAUUAUAACUGAAGUGUGACGUACGCAACUGUGGCUUUUUCCCAUCCAGUAGCAUUUCAUCAUCAUCAUCAUCAUUUCAUCAUACUUAAUUUUGGAGUCUUAAAUAAAGAGUAUUGUGGCCAAUUGGUUGGAGAAAAUAUGAAUAGUAUACUGCUGAAUUUUUAAAACACUUACUUUAAAUUAGAAAGAACAUUGGAAGUAUAGUAAUGGCUUUUGGCAAUCUUUAGAAAAACAAGGUUUCCACAGAAAAAGAUAUAGAAUUGGGGUAGACAUAAGAAUUUUUUAAAGAAACGUAUAACAUGAGCAUUGUAGUGAAGAAUACUGGAUUGCAAAUUUAGCACUUACUCUUGGCCAUUGGAAGGUUCUACAACAAGUUGAAGAGCGAAGAAUCCAGCAAUUAUGGCAUACUGCACUAUUAAAGUACAUGUGUUGGACACUUCAGGGUAACAGUGAGAUCAGGCUCAAAUGAUGACAAUUGACUAAACUGACAAAUAGGACAACAAAGGUACUGUAGCUGAGGGCGAAGGUGCAGAAUGUGCAUCAUCUGUCUAGUCUCCAAAGACAGCACAGGAAGCUGAUUGUAUGGUAGCUUUAUACUACACUGCUGAAUGUUAGCUAUUAUAAUAAUGUGAUCAUUACAGACUGGAAAAUUUAGUGUUCACCUAGAAGGGAACCGGAAAAGUUAUGUUUGUGAAACAUUUUAUUUAAUCCAUUUUAACAGUCUUUCAGUUUACAAACAUAUUUGUAAUUUUUUAUAGACAGUAUGAGCUUUGUCUUUGAAGAACACUGCACUACACAAGGGUGAUUCCUAUAUGAAUAGGUCUUGAGAAAGAAUCUCAAGGCAAAAUAUACUAGUGGCAUAACUAGUUAUGCUCAUUUCACUGUUAUUUCCCUGGUCACUGGCCAUAUGGAAUAAUCUUUGUGUAAAGUCACAAAAAGCACAAUAAGGGAAAUUUAUCAAAUCUGGUGUAAAGAAAAACUGGAUUAUUGCCUAAAACAACCAAUCACAUUCCAUCUUUUAUUUUUCAGUGCUCCUUUGGAAAAUGAAAGGUGUAAUCUAAUUGAUUGCUGUGGUCAACUAAGCCAGUUUUCCUUAACACUAGUUUUGAUAAAUCUUCCCCAAUGUUCUUUUGCUAUAUAAACUUCAAUCAAAUCUUUUGUCUUAAUUUUUGCUAAAAGUCUUCUUUAAAAAAAUAAUAAUAAUGACGUUUAAGUUACUUCACUGGAAAUUAAGGCGCAAUCCAUCCCCUCCAUGUUCAUGCUAAGUUUUACAUUCAUGCAUUACCUCUUAUGAUUUCUUAGUCUUAACAGGUGGCCUGUAAUAGGUGCAUCUCUAGUUGAAAACAUGAAAAUUCAGAUGUGAAUGCAGUUGACCAUAACAUUAGACUCAUUCUCAUUCCAGGCUUCUAAGAUACCGAGGUAUGAGAAGUUGUAUGGUGGGGUCUGCAAAGUUGUAACUUGAAGCGCUUAGGACCCAAUGUAAGUGUAUUUGGGUCUCCCUAUGGCCCAGGGCCAUUGCUACCUCUGCACCCCCUACUGCGACUAACUCAGAGUCCUCACACUUUAGACCUGCUUAGCCUGUACUUGUACUUGCUGUUAACACUGAGGGAAACCAGUAACACUAGCAAUUUUAUUUUUCUGAUUAACAUAAAGGUUAAAAAAAAUGAAAUUUUGAUCUACUUGUCUCUACAGAACCACUAUUUUGUUAGGCACAGAAAAAAAAAUCCAAAGUUCCCAUCAUAUCUUUACAUUGUGUAAAGAACCCGGUAAACAACUCUUUCUAUGUCAGCUUCUUGGACUGUGAUCACAGCUGAAUUUCUAGGAUAUGAGUUUUGUAUGACAUUAAAAAGGCUCCUCUUUAAUUCUAAAUACAUACAACAAAUGGCCAAAGCUGUCCCAUUGGUAACAAUAGAAAAAUACCUUUGGUAUUACAGAUGGAUAGUCCAAUUAUGGUGGCUACAAUUCUUUUGACUACAACUACCUUAAAAAACAUUUACAUGAGAUACUAACGUACACUAUAGAAAAGGUCUAAACUGUAGAAUGAGGUGAUGAACAAAAACUGCAACAUUUCUUCUACAUAGACAAGCCUACAAGACCCUUACACCAGACCAGAGCAUUCUGAGACAAAUAUUGCAUAUCUUCACUUCCAAGCUGUCACAUAAAAUGUAAGUUAAUCAUAGGGGCUACUAUUUCAAUCUCUACCUCUUUGAGAAGUUUCCGAAGGCAGUCAGGUCAUGGCCAUUACAAACUAAUGAGAGGACUAUAAUUGGUUCAAUCAACUGGUCUACUGAAAGGUCUGACAGGAUAGACAGCAUACUUGUCUUUGAAUGAGCUUUUCACUCUAGCAAGACAGUGAAUGAGGUGAAGUGAUCUGUUGAAGAUUGGUUCUUGGGAGGUGGAGGGUUUUGUGAUCUUAAGCCUCGAUGACAUGAAGAAAAAUAAAACAUCUAUGCAUUCAGAGCAUUCGAGGAAGGUGGACAAUUAGUUUUGCUUAAGAGUGUGAACUUUUAAAGCUGGCAUUGCUUUUGAAUUUCUCAUAAGUAUUACGAACUGCAUUCAUGGUACUUGUAAACAAGCCACAGUGGUUUGAGUGCUUUUUUUGCAUAAAUAUAUAUAAUUUGCUAUAAUUUAAUUAAAAAAUAAAUGAUACUAUGCCAAUUGUUUACACAGGACUACGAUAUAAAAGUGCCAAACAUACAACGGCCAGUGCAACAGGCCACUUCUUAAUACAUUACAUGUAAGCAGAACAUUAUCUUGGAAAAUGUAUAUUUAUCUAAUAAACCUUUUAUUUAUUGCAAA